UGCCAUGGCAACUCAGUAUACAUAAUGCACACAUACACGUCAGUACCCCAAACGCUGCACGCAGAGAACAGGACAGUAAAACAAAAAUCAAUUGAUAUGAUGUGAUUGUCUUGUGAUAAAUGGGACAUUGUAACUCCACAUACAUACGCACAUUGAUACCCCAAACGCCUCUCACAGAUUAAAAGACUAUGUAACGAAAUCAAUUGAUAUAAUCUGAUUUCCUGCAAUCAGCUGAAGGAAGAAUCUUGGGGACCGUGAAAAAUACAGACAAUUAAUAGGUUUCUUGGUGAGGGUAAAUGCCCCGUCGUGAAAGACCUUCUAAUGAUCUGUCAGUUUAAGUGAACAAUCCUCUUACCAGCUGAUAAGGCUGAUAGAUACACAUAACCCGACCUGAAGAAGAUUUUGGGGUAAACAGAGCCUGCCGCAAGGAAUAUAUGCAGUACACAACUGCAGUGAUGUCUUUGAACUUCAGCCACAUAUGUCGACUCUGUAUGGUACAGAACGACAAAUUUGUUCCUCUUUUUGAAAAAGGGGGAUAUCUCCUUUUUAGAAUCAAGACCGUAGCUCCAAAGUUGAAGUUGUCUUCUGGAGAUGGCCUGCCAUCACAAGUCUGCCAGCAGUGUGCCCAACAGGUGAAUACGUCAUAUGACUUCAAGCUGAGAUGUGAAAACACUGAUGCCAUAUUAAGACAGUACCUUACCAAAAUGCAAACAAACCAUAAGGCAGGCACACAGAAAGACACGGAAGCAACUCUGCAAUCUAAAACUCAGAUGAGUAGUGGAGAUGAGGCCUGGGAACCACUGUCUAUUAAAGUAGAAGUGAAAGAGUUAGAAACUGAGGACUGCUCCCUGUCAGUCGAUAUGUGGGAGAACCCUCAGCCAGGUCCUUCAGAUGAGAAAAUACUCUCUACUGCUGAAAUAAAGUCUGAAGAGAAAAGAUCUGAUUCCAAGGACCAAGAAAAGCGCAAGGGCGUUGGUAAAAGAUUUGCGUGUUGUGAAUGUAACAAAGUCUUUCCAAGAAAGCAAAAACUUACAAGACAUCUAAAAACUCACACAAAUGCGGUACAGUUUUCAUGUCCAAAAUGUGGGAAAUCAUUUCGGCGGAGUAACAUGUACGCUAAGCACAUGCAGAAUCAUGCAGCAGGAGAGAAGCCUUACAUGUGUACGGAAUGCGGUAAGAGUUUCUGUCACAACCACAUUCUUAAAGAACAUAUUCGAAUCCAUACGGGCGAGAAACCUUAUUCUUGUAAGAAGUGUGGGAAGAGUUUUGGACAGAGUGGCAACUUGACAAACCACAUGCGAAGCCAUACAGGUGAAAAACCAUUCUUGUGUACUGUGUGUGGUAGGAGUUUUGGGUUCAAUUCCACGCUGACAAAACACAUGAUGACACACACAGGAGACAAACCCUACUUGUGUACCGCUUGUGGGAAGAGCUUCAGUUUGACAUGUACAUUGAAAAAACAUAUGAGAAUACACACAGGUGAAAAGCCAUUCCCAUGUCGUGAGUGUGGAAAGUGCUUCAAUCGUAAAGACCACUUAAAAUUACACCUCAGGACUCAUACAAACUGUUCCACUGCACCAAACGUCGUUGGCAGUGUACCCUCUUCUUUAAAACAGGAAACACACUGAUACCUAAUCAGAUAUUGCAGAAGCCUAUAAUUUAACCCUAAGAUAGACACAUGGCCAACAUAAGAAGUCUAAGAGCUACGAAAUAUGUAGCAAAAUAAAUAAUUCUGUACAGGAAAAUGUCCACUGCAGACAAGGUCUAAUGGAUUUUUCAGACAAGACGUUAUACCCUCUAUGUUGUUCCUCAGUUAAACAAAGUUGGUAUGUGAAGCAACUGUAUGUGAACAGACUUCAUUUCUAUGUGGUUAUCACUUUUAGUGUGAUAUUGUUCUGAACAUGCAUGCACCAACUAAGGAUAAAGGAGAUGAACUACAGCGUGUACUCAAUUAAUCCAUGUGAACCGCUUCAAAAUUUUAUUAGGAGAUUUCAAAAGAAAGUUUGGGAGGGAAUGCACUUAGUAGUCCUAAAAAUUUCUUCAUAUUGUUUUUUUUCCUUUUCUAUAUUAUUUAUUAACUUAUUUUUUUAAUUAUACAUAAAUUAAAAAUAUUUUUUUAAAAAAAUAAUUUUAAUAAUUUAUACUUUUUUAUUUUUUAUAUAAAAUUAAAAAUAUCUUAAUAAACCAUUAAUUUAUCCAACUAACCUAAUUAUUGGUCUGACAUCACAAUGAUUAGAAAAUUUAGCUCCUACUUAAAGAAAAUACAAUGUAUACCCAUUAAAAAGCUCAGUAGGUUGAUCUGACAUCACGGGAAUAACUUCCUACCUCAGAGAGAACACAUGUCACUGUUACAAAGCUCAAUUAUUGGUCGGUCUAACAUGAUGGCAACCAGAACAUUCAGUUCCUACCACAAAGAAAAAAAAUAAUUCAACACCAUUACAAAGAUCAAUUCCAUUCACAGAAGUCAAAUGUCAGGUUUCUGUGUUCAUUGACUACCGAGCAGUAUGUGCUAUCGCUAUGUCGUGUUGCAACAGUUGCAGCAUAACUCUAAAACAAAAAACCCAUUCGCCAUAUACACAUGAGUCAGAUCUCACAGUAACCGCUCCUCUUGAAGAAAAAUCAUGGUCUGACAGUUCUUGCACAAUCUGUAUUUUAUAGCGGUGAGCAUCAGUCAAAGUGAUUUCCUCCAGCACGUUGAGGACAACAGAAUGUUUGCAUGCUUAUUGACUGAGGCUGUGACCAAUAAUGGCCCAUACCCUUCCAAUGUUUUCUGGUAUCUGUACAGUUCUUACAUUGCCACGAGGUGUUUUGUAUUUUGCACAAGCUGCAGUUCAAAACUUCUCUGCCCUGUUUGUUGAUGGCAAUGCAAUCAGGAAACUUUCCUUUCAACAGCACUAUGAACUUGCAUUAGUCUUGCUCAAAAUGAAUAACAAGUGCAACUAUGAUAACAAUGACAGAGUGGUGAUAAUGUGAUGCAAGGCAAUUAUGGUAACAAUUACAUCACCACGGACAUGCUGAAGAUUGUGAUAAUGGCAUUCAUGACAUUCAUAUAACUGAUUCAAUGAAAAUAAAAAGUAUGAUUUUUGACUA
Molecule: messenger RNA, 3090 nt
Organism: Zootermopsis nevadensis
Lineage: Eukaryota; Metazoa; Arthropoda; Insecta; Blattodea; Termopsidae
Biological process (GO): regulation of transcription by RNA polymerase II
Cellular component (GO): nucleus
Molecular function (GO): RNA polymerase II cis-regulatory region sequence-specific DNA binding; zinc ion binding; DNA-binding transcription factor activity, RNA polymerase II-specific
Source: RefSeq, a predicted model, not a curated record